UGCCAUAACUUUACUGUACACUAGUAAACACACACACAACAGACCAGAGCAACGCGGUUGUCUCAUAGUAGCGGCCAUUCAGCAGAGAAACAAAGAGCAGCUGCUCUCUUCUUCCGGUCUGAGAAUGACUCAGCAGGAGCAGCAGGAUUUCAUGGAGAGCCUGGAGGCAGCGCUCUCCUGGAUGCAGGCCAUCCAGGAGAGGCUGAAGGCUAAUGACAACACGCAGGGACCCCGUGAUGCCCUGGAGGCCCGACUCAGGGAGACAGAGAAAAUCCAUCAGUCGGAGCAUGAAGGUUGGGUCAAGAUGGACCUGGUAAUGGUGGCGGCUGAGAACCUUCUGCAGAGUGGAGAUGAAGAGAUGAGGAACCACACCCACACUAAGCUCAAAGAACUGAAGAGCCUGUGGGAGGAGACAUCUACCUACAUCAUUCACUGUCACAGUCGUAUCGAGUGGGUGUGGCUUCACUGGAGCGAGUACCUGAAGGCUUACGAGGAGUUUGAGCUUUGGCUGACGCGACUGCAGUGUGUCCUAGACACUGGGGUGGAGCUGCAGUUGGGGGUGAAGGAGAAGCUCUGGCAGGUGGACCAGCAGAGAGUGGCGGUCAGUGAUGUCCAUGGACAGGCAGUGCUGUUGGAGAGGCUGUUAGACGAAGCGGCCGCACUGCACAACCGAACUCAGGACCCCAGCGUGGAUUCCCAAGCCCAGAAGAGUCUGCAAGAGGCCUACAGAGAUGUCCGGGACAGAGCUGAGGAGCGUCUUUUGCUGCUUCAGAAGAUCGCAGAGGAGCACCAGACAUACCAAGGCUGCGUUCAGAGGUUCCAGUCCUGGCUGCUGUCGAAAACCAAGGAGCUGACCGAUCUGAUGGACAGAGAGAACACGGCUGAGGACAAGCUCAAAGCCUUACAAGCUCUGGAUGACAGUGUAGCUGGUGAGGAGAAAACCCUCCAACACAUUGAAGGUUUGGCCGAGGCAGUGAGGAGAAGCACCUGUCCAGCAGGAGCAGAGGUGGUGGUGGAAGAGGCUGAGGAGCUGAGGCUUGGCUGGCAGAGGCUUCGACAGGGCCUGUGUGAGGCUGGGGAGGGCCUGCGCUCCAGCCUGGACUCUCACAGUCAGUACAUGUCAAGAAGCCAGCGGCUGGAAGAAGACAUCGGGCGCCUCAGAGUGCUGUUGCAUGAGCUGGACCAUGAACUGCUUAUGGGCCACGAGGCUGAAGACCACACUGACUGCAAUGAGGAGCAGAUGGUGGGCCAGUGGAAGAAAUACACAGGUGUAAGGAAUACACUGGCAGGGGAAGAGUCCCAAGUGGAACUUCUAAAGUCUCAGCUCAAGGAGCUCUUUAAAUUCUCAGUGGACUCACAGCACCUUUCUGAUGAUGUCCUGGCUGUUGUCAAAGAGCAUCAGAGUGUGAAAUCUAGAGCAACCAGGCUGUGUUCCGAUUCAGAGUCAGGACUGAGAAACGUUCUCCAGGAUCCUCUGCUGGUCUACGCCCAGUGGAGUCACAUGGUAUCUCAGGUGUUGGAGGCUUCUGCUGAGGUUACCGAUUUCUCCCACAUCGCCAUGCUGGUUCAGAAGAUAGAGCAUCUGCUGAAGGAAAGUGUCCAGCUCCAGGAGCGUCUGAGUCUGCUGCAUGUGAAGGGAGACCUGCUGGACUCUGUGUUUGGUCCAGAGAGGUCUGAUGGUUUACAGGGUGAUCUAAGUGCUGCCAUCAAAAACAGAGAGCUGCUGCACACCCAGCUACUGCAGAGGAGGAACAGGCUUCAGGCUUUAAUUUCAAGAACCAAGGACUUUGGUGACGCCUACAAUUUGAUACGCUCCAAGCUGGGCCAACUUCGUGACCGACUGACAGCAGCAGAUGUCCUACAGCCUGACAUCUUGGCCAAGAAAAGUCAGUCAGACCAGUUCACGGUGAGUCAAAAAUGCCACACCAGGGCCAAGUGUCCAGGGGGCAUUCAGGUGAUGCAGGUCCCCUGCUCUUCCCAGUGGAGGAGCCAGCUAAUGAAGAGUGGCUCCGGCUGCUGA
Solea senegalensis (Senegalese sole) is the source of this 2020-nucleotide messenger RNA. Its product is annotated as nesprin-3-like. Gene Ontology annotation, molecular function: actin filament binding. The coding region runs from base 125 to 2020 and encodes 631 amino acids. Lineage: Eukaryota; Metazoa; Chordata; Actinopteri; Pleuronectiformes; Soleidae. Gene Ontology annotation, biological process: nuclear migration. The transcript has 11 exons. Gene Ontology annotation, cellular component: nuclear outer membrane; cytoplasm; meiotic nuclear membrane microtubule tethering complex. The record is from RefSeq and is a predicted model, not a curated record.